Molecule: messenger RNA, 2493 nt
Organism: Tetrahymena thermophila SB210
Lineage: Eukaryota; Ciliophora; Oligohymenophorea; Hymenostomatida; Tetrahymenidae
Exons: 14
Source: RefSeq, a predicted model, not a curated record
AUGGAUCAACGACCUCUUACUUCUUUCCAGAGUAGGAGAGGACAAUAGAUGUCCUAGUCUUAGUCAUAAUCAACAAUCUUUAAUAGGCCUCAAACAACUGGCGCAAACCAAUAAGAAAAUCUUGAUUAUAAUACCAGAAUGAAUGCUUCAUCAACUAAUUUUAGGUAGGUCAAUAUUAGCACAAGUGCAUAGACUUAGAAAGAACUAGGAUUUGUUGGUUCUAAGAAUUAGUAGAAUACAGCUUAAAAAUAAAGAAUGCCAAAUAUUAGCUAGCAAAUACCUAUUUCAGAUUUUUCAUCGAAAGAUAUGUCAAAGACAAUUCCAAAGAAUAUAUAUUAAGAUAAGGAAAGACUCUAUGAAGAGUUGAUUGCAACUAAAAAAAUAAUCAAUUAGCUUAGAUUUGAAAAUCACAAGUUGUAAACUCAUUGUUAUGGACUAAAGCAAGAACUUAAGAAAUACGAGCAGAGUGAACCAGUUGACAACUUAUAAACAUCAAGUCUGCUCAACUCUAUUAAAAAGAAAACAAAUAAAUCUACUGGAUUAUAUUCAAAUCAAGAAAUAAGUUCAAUUAUUCCUACACUCAAAAAAUAAGUUGCUGAUUUAACAGCUUAACUAUAGUAAAAGGAAAAAGAGAUGAACACUCUUAAGAGAAACGUUAAAUUAACUAAAAUAUCAGAAUUAGAGGUUGAACUUAAAUCUUAUAUGGAUGAAACUAUACGUUUGAGGCGAUUAUUACAGCAAUCUUUGUCUUUGAAGCCAAAAAAUGAAGAUGAAGGAGACGGAUCUGUUGAAGAGAAAUUUAUUUCUUAAAUGAACUAAAUACAUAAUUUAAAAAGUGAAAAUUCAAAAAUGUUGGACGCUAACGAAGAACUUAAAAUUAAAUUAAUCGAAAAAGAAAAAUAAAUUUUAGAAAUGGAAAGAUAAAGUUAGAAAUAAACCAAAGACAAAGCCUAUUAUAAAAGACUUAUCCUAGAAAAAGAAAGAGAACUAGAUAGAUAUAGAGGAACUGAUCCUACUUAAUAAAAUAGCUCUCGUAAAAAUAUGGGAUUAAGCGAAGGAUAAUUUAAAGUAGAACUUGAAAAAAAAAUUGGAGAUUGCAACAACUUGAAUACAAAAAUUCAAGAAAAGGAAAAGAAAAUUUAAGAAUUAGAGCAAAAAAUUAAGGAUUUGCAAACAGAUUAUUAGGAAAAGCUAAGCAGUGAAACAAAGGAAAAGGAUCAGAUUCGCUAAAAAUACGAAAAAGAACACCUUGAAUUAUUAGAACUCAAGGAUAAAUAUGAUUUACUCUUCCCUAUUAAAAGAAACAAAAAGAUGGAAACAACUAGGACUUAAGCUUAAGGAAAUAGUGCAGAUAUGAAUAGUUUUGGACCUGAAACUCCAUAGCAUAGAAGUGAAUUUGUUGGUACACCUUCUUAAAAUUAAAUAAGAAAAAAAAUUACAUACGUUAAUAAUGAGCUGUUUCCAUUAGGAGUUGAAAUUAAAUAUAGAUUGAGAAAUAAGAAAAUACAUUAUUCAGAUAUAGACUAAUACCUCUUCACUGGCGGUUUAAUAUAAAAGCAAUAUGUUACAUUUGAAGAUAUGAAGAUAGCUUUAAGAAAUGAGCCAUUUUGUAUAACAAUCGAGGAUGAUUUGAAUGUGUUAUCUAAAUAUCUCACUGAAGAUCAUGUAAAUCAAACUGAAGAGAGCAUGCUCAAUGAUGAAACCCCAAAUAUGAACAGAGGUUGUAAAGUUUCAUAGGUUAAAAAUUUGUUCAAGAAAUUCGUAGGUUUCUAUACAAUUUAUUCACAUGAGACCCAUCCUGAGUAAUUCUAAGAAAUUCAAAGAUUUGUUGCAGAGAAAGAAGAAUAGUUGAAAUAACAUUUUAUUCAUGAAAAUAUUUAAUAUGUCUCUAAAAACAAAUUGGAAUCUUAUAUGAAAUUUAAUGAUGCUUCUUUAGAUUAAGCUUUGCUAGAUUACAUAUACUAGGUUUCAUAUGAAAGCAACUAAUCGGUUAAUUAUGUCAAUUUAGAAUAUGUUUUCAAUUACUUCCAAGGCUACAAAUCACCUAGAGAGAAAUUUUCUGCAAUGCCUCAUUUAGAAGAGCAAUUUUUAGAUCUUAAUUCAAAAGAAGAUCAUAUUCAUAGGAAUAAGUCUGAUAAUGCAAAAGGAAAUUAAAAUAAUUUUUUAGACUCUAUAAGAGAAGAUCCUCCUUUCAAGCAAAAACUAACUGAUUUAAAUAAGCUGCAUAGCCAAGAAGAUAGUAAAUAAGACACUCCUAGAAAUCUAGAGGAUAUUCCUUAGGUUGGUUAAACAUAAAGUAUUUAAUAUCAACAAAGCAAGGAAGAAGAUUCUUAAGACCUUUCGCAUAUCAAAAAAAAUGAAAUGUCAAAAAUAGAUGAAGAGGAUGAUGCUGGAACUCCCCUCAAAGUUGAAGCCAAACAUUAAGAUACAAAAGGAAAAAGUCAAUUCAAGCACGAUGAAUUCUUUGAUGAUGCUAAUGAAGUUGAGUUUUGA